CCGCCGCGGAGCCGAGCCUCGGCGCCCGACCGGGAGGGGCGCGCAACCGCGCCCGCCUGCCCAGCGAUGGCGAUGCUGCAGCCGCAGCGCCGCGCGCGGCGCGCCGCUCUCGGCGCCGCCCUGUGCGGGGUCGCCACCAUAUGCCACCAGUCGGUCGGCUUCCUGGCCGCGCCGAGCAAGGCCCUCGGGCUCACCUCGCCGGGCGCCAACAACAUGGUCGGGCGCGAGGUGCCCGAGGCCUGCCGCGAGGCGUCGCCGGUGGUGAUGCACGCAGGCGGCACCAGGGGCGGCACGUGGUCGCACCCCGAGAAGACCUUUGACCGCACGAGGCAGUCUGGAAGUGGCCGCAAGUCGAUGUCAAUCAACAGGAAGGCGUGCCUCGCCUACGCCACGGCGGGGCAGACGGGUCGCCCGGAGCCCGGCGCCGCCGUGCUGCGCCGCAUGUGGGACAUGUACGACCAGGACAGGGCCUCGCUGCGCCAGCGGUACCACUGGGGCUCCAGCGACCAGAGCCGCUAUAGAAUCUUCACGGCCAACUACUACAUGCGCGUCGGGCGCAAGAAGAACGAGCAGCGACUGAGGAGGAAUGCGGACACCACGUGGGCCAAUUACAUGGCGACCACCGGCAAGAAGCUGGGCCUGCAGGAGCCCAUCAUCUACAAUGGCCCGUCCGUGUCGCCCGCUCGGCUGCGGACGAACAGUCUGAGAAAGAAUACGUCGACAAGCACAAGCCCCCGCCGAUGGAAUUGA
This is a messenger RNA of Prorocentrum cordatum, 750 nucleotides long. NCBI's taxonomy places the organism in Eukaryota, Dinophyceae, Prorocentrales, Prorocentraceae. The record is from the annotation of a GenBank genome assembly.